AAUACACGUAAAUAAAAUUUCUCAGAGAGAAAUACUGAAAAUUUCCUUAAGAAUAUAUCUCUUAUCAAAAAGAAACAGUCACUAUAAAGGCUAAUCUUGUGUUUCCUGGGACGCAACGAAUCCCAGUAGUGACGCAAACGAACACAGAAAUGUAAUUUUCCCGAGCCUAUAUACCCAACCAUAAGCGAAGCAAAAGUGAGGAAGAGGAGAAGAAGAAGAAGAAGGGCAGUGUAAAAGUGAUGGUGCGGAUAAAAGUGACCGGCGCUUUGGCUGAUGCUACAGUUUCUCAUCGAGUUCGACGCAAGUUACAUUGAUUAGAACGAUCGGUCUUUCAAAGUUCUACGUUAACGAGUUAUUGUGAGUUUCUUAAGAAUUUUUCCGAAAAUAUCUAAAAAAAAAAAAAAAAAAAAGAACAAAACAAAAAAACGAUACUAUUAAAAAAAGAAACAAAUUUUCUGAUUGCUGACAUUAUAUGUUUGUACGUAUAUACAUAAAACGCAAUAUUAAAAAAAAUGCAUUCCAGUAAUUGGAUUUUAUCAUGAAUAUCGACGAGUUUCAAGUAUGCGGCAAGGAGAUGGUGGAGUAUAUAUCCGAGUAUUUACGUACUUUAGAAGGUAAAAGAGUGACUGCAAAUGUGGAUCCAGGAUACCUGCGACCCCUCUUACCAAACGAAGCACCAGCAAAACCCGAAUCAUGGGAUGCUAUUAUGAAAGAUAUCGAUGGAAAAAUAAUGCCUGGAAUCACACAUUGGCAACAUCCAAGAUUUCAUGCUUAUUUUCCGUCAGGCAAUUCCUUCCCAUCGAUCUUAGCAGACAUGUUAUCAGAUGCAAUAGGUUGCAUUGGUUUUUCUUGGGCUGCUAGUCCUGCUUGUACAGAAUUGGAAACUAUUGUUUUAGAUUGGUAUGCAAAAGCUAUUGACCUACCAAGAGAAUUUCUAUCCGAAGAGAAGACUUCUAAAGGUGGUGGAGUUAUUCAAGGUUCUGCAUCAGAGUGCAUUUUAGUGACAAUGCUAGCAGCACGAACUCAAGCUAUCAGAUUAUUGAAGGAACAGGAACCAGAUACCGAAGAUUCUGCUUUCUUGCCAAGAUUGGUUGCUUAUUGCUCAACUGAAGCUCAUUCAUGCGUGGAGAAGGCAGCAAUGAUCAGUUUGGUUAAAUUAAGAGUACUCCAGCCGGAUGAUAAAGCUUCUCUUCGUGGUAAAAGACUAGAAUCAGCGAUUAAAGAAGAUGUGGCUAAUGGUUUGGUACCUUUUUUUGUAUCCACAACAUUAGGUACAACUGGAUCAUGUUCUUUUGAUAAUCUCGUUGAAAUUGGACCGGUUUGUAAGCUCUAUCCUAGUAUUUGGUUACACGUGGAUGGUGCUUACGCCGGUAAUUCUUUUAUCUGUCCAGAAAUGAGACCUUUCAUGGCUGGAAUCGAACAUGCUGAUUCCUUCAAUACAAAUCCUAAUAAAUGGUUAUUGGUUAGCUUUGAUUGUUCCUGUUUAUGGGUACGAGAUAGAGUUAAAUUAACUUCUGCUUUGGUCGUGGAUCCUCUUUAUCUUCAACAUGCUAGAUCAGGGGAAUCCAUUGAUUAUCGUCAUUGGGGUAUACCAUUGAGUAGAAGAUUCAGAGCUUUGAAACUCUGGUUUGUCAUGAGGACUUAUGGUAUUACUGGGCUACAAAAAUAUAUAAGAAAUCAUAUCAGAUUAGCAAGAAGAUUCGAAGCUCUAAUGAAGAAAGAUAGAAGAUUUGAAAUUGUGAAUGAUGUACGUGCUGGUCUGGUGUGUUUUCGUUUGAAAGAAUCUGAUGAAAUUAAUCAGGAACUCUUGGCGAAUAUCAAUGCAUCUGGAAGAUUACAUAUGAUUCCUGCUAGAGUAAUGAGUAAGUAUACCUUGAGAUUUUGUGUCACAAGAGAGAGUGCAACAGAAGAAGACAUUGACUAUGCCAUUGAAGUUAUUGAAGAACAUGCAACAGAAGUCUUAUUGGCACACUAUCAAGGUACAGAAGAUGAAUUCAGAGCUAAAGGUCCUAAGAGUCCUGCUGCGUUGGAUAAGAAACUUGUACGAAAAUUCAGCUUCACCAGAAGUGUCACCAGAGAUGUUUACAAAAGAUCUAAAUCUAAAUCAAGUCUUCAUGAUGGUGCAACACCUAUCAUGGUUGUCGAUGAUCAAGCACAAGAAGUUGAUACCAUUGAAGAAGAUGUCUUCUGUAAUAGCAGGUAGACCGCACCAGAGCUCACGGUUCCUAAGAAAAGAGAUCAAUUGUUAUCUUUACCGUGAGCUUUUAAUAAUUUUCGAGAACUAAAAUAUCAUCAGGAAUAUGAGAUUUAAAAAGUGUGUCCUAGAAAUUUUCAACGAUUAAGAUUAGACUGAUAUGUUUAUGAUCAAAAUCUAAUAAGAGUAUUGAAAAAUGUAAACAUAUGAGUGUUCGAAUAUCAAUUUUCUUAUAUAAGGAAUAAAUUAAACUUGAUAUUUCUUCGUAAAUUUAAAUAAAAACAGAAAAAUAAAACAGUUACAUAUUUAAUGCGAUAAUAUUCUAACAUUUGUAAUUAUGGAAUAUGCAUAUAUUGAUAAUAUCGAAUUAACAUAACCUAUCUGCUUGUAUUAUUAUGUAAUGUAUGUAUGUACAUUCUCGUAGUUUGUAUGUACGAACUUAGUUUUAAUUUCCUAUGUAAAACAAAUAGUUUAUAUUUGAAGAUUAUGGUGCCUAAGAAAAAGUCACGAAUUUAUUCCUUGUUUCGUACCUGGAAUUUCUUAAAUGCACCCUAUAUAUGUACAUGCAUAUAUAUAUAUAUAUAUAUAUAUAUAUAUAUAUAUAUAUAUAUGUAUAUAUAUAUCUCGAUUUAAAAUUGUAACAUUCAUGUAAUAGUUAAGAAUAUCAACCUAUUUGAGUUAUAUACAAUGACGAUUAUAUAUAUAUAUAUAUAUAUAUAUAUAUAUAUAUGUGUAUGAAUGUUGAAUAAUGAUGUGUAUAAACAGGCAAUUAACGACUGCCAUUGUAUGCAAGAAUCGCGAUAGUGUAGUAGUGUAGUAGUAGUAGUAUAUAUGCAUAUGUAUGUAUGUAUGUAUGUAUACACACAUAAACAUACACAUACACACACACGCGCGCACAUACACACAUAUACACAUAAUUGACUUUAUUUAAUAAAUUUUAUAUAAGUGGUAAGAAAUAUAUCAAAUAUAAAAAGUUAUAAGAAUGUGUUAGUUGACAGUAUGAAUGUAAAUUACUUAUUAAGGAGUUAAACAUAUUUAUAUGUAUGUUACAAAACGAGCAUUUAUUAUUUUUAAUAUUUUAAUUAUUAUUCAAAUAAUUUAUUGCGUCGA
Messenger RNA from Vespa velutina, 3304 nucleotides. RefSeq names its product tyrosine decarboxylase-like. The record is from RefSeq and is a predicted model, not a curated record. Lineage: Eukaryota; Metazoa; Arthropoda; Insecta; Hymenoptera; Vespidae. Gene Ontology annotation, biological process: amino acid metabolic process. The transcript has 3 exons. The coding region runs from base 539 to 2203 and encodes 554 amino acids. Gene Ontology annotation, molecular function: pyridoxal phosphate binding; carboxy-lyase activity.